AUGAACAUCACGAGAAAAGCCCCUAUCUUCUUCCUUCUUUUGGUGUGCCUUUUGGCCACAUUCACAUCUUGUUGUAACUCGAUGCCUCUCUCAGUUCAGAAGAGAUGGAUCAUGGAUGAUGCAACAGGGAAAAGGAUGAAGCUACAUUGUGCACAUUGGGUGGCACAUAUCAAGCCAAUGCUUGCAGAAGGGUUAAAUAAAUUGCCCUUGAAUAAUAUUACGGCUAAAGUGGCCGAUGCUGGAUUCAACUGUGUUCGUCUCUCAUAUGCCACUUAUAUGUUCACUCGCCAUGCCAAUGAAACUAUUGUGCAUACCCUUUAUUCUCUAGACAUUCCGGAGAUUGUGUCAGCAAUUGAGCAACACAAUCCUUGGGUCUUGAACAUGACCCAUCUUCAAGCCUAUGAGGCAGUGAUUGAUGCUUUAGGGGCACGAGGUAUUAUGGUGCUUAUUGAUGAUCACGUUAGCUUGCCAGAGUGGUGCUGUAGCAAUGAUGAUCAAAAUGGAUUCUUUGGAGAUAGACAUUUUAACCCCCAUGAAUGGCUUCAAGGGUUGGCUUUUAUUGCUCGCUACUUCAAGGGAAAACCCAAUGUGUUCGCUAUGGACUUGAGGAACGAGCUUAGGGGUUCACGUCAAAACGUGCUUGAUUGGCACAAGUACAUGAGCCAAGGAGCAAAAACAAUUCACGAAAUUAACCCGGAUUUGUUAGUUAUUGUUUCAGGGCUAAACUUUGAUAAUGAUUUAAGCUUCUUGAAGAAAAAGGGUCUUGACCUAAACUUCACUAACAAAAUAGUGUAUGAGGCACAUAUAUAUUCCUUCUCAGGAGAUCAAGGCAGGUGGAAUGAGCAGCCAGUGAAUAGGAUAUGCAAUGCCAUGCUUAAGACCUUGAACGAGCAAUCAGCUUUUCUUAUGAGUGGUAAAAACCCAGUACCUUUGUUUAUUAGUGAAUUUGGGUAUGACGAGACUCUUGGGAAUUCCGUCGACAACAAAUACCUUCCAUGCUUUGUGUCCUUUGCCGCCUCCGUGGACUUGGAUUGGAGCUUGUGGGCUUUUGGAGGAAGCUAUUACUAUAAACAAGGUCAAAUUGACGUGGGAGAGUGGUAUGGUGUAAUGGACGAUGAUUGGAAAAAUUACAGGGACCCAAAUUUCCUCCAGAAAUUCCAGCUUAUAGAAAGGAAACUCCAAGAUCCAACUUCAAAUGUCUCAAAGACCCACAUAAUGUUCCAUCCAUUGAGUGGCAACUGCGUGCACGUAAAUAAUAGUAAUGAAAUUGUGAUGGGUGAUUGUAAGAGUAAUAGCCUAUGGAGUGCUGAAGGAGAGGGAUCUCCAAUUAGGUUGAUGGACUCUGAUCUGUGUCUAAAGGCAGUGGGUGAAGGGCUUUCUCCAACUCUCUCAAAAGAUUGCUUGUCACCACAAAGUUCUUGGAAAGCAGUUUCAGUCACUGGUCUUCACUUAGCCUCCUUUGAUAAGGACGGGUCACUCUUGUGUUUGGAUAGAGAUUCAAAUUCUACCAAGAUUGUGACCAGAAAAUGCAUUUGCAUAGACGAUUAUGAUUCUUCAUGUUUGGACAAUCCCCAAAGCCAAUGGUUCCAGCUUGUUACAACCAAUGUUUAG
Molecule: messenger RNA, 1611 nt
Organism: Abrus precatorius (Indian licorice)
Lineage: Eukaryota; Viridiplantae; Streptophyta; Magnoliopsida; Fabales; Fabaceae
Product: glycosyl hydrolase 5 family protein-like
Exons: 3
Coding region: 1-1611 (536 amino acids)
Molecular function (GO): hydrolase activity, hydrolyzing O-glycosyl compounds
Source: RefSeq, a predicted model, not a curated record